Messenger RNA from Monomorium pharaonis (pharaoh ant), 1950 nucleotides. RefSeq lists its product as uncharacterized. The transcript has 3 exons. NCBI's taxonomy places the organism in Eukaryota, Metazoa, Arthropoda, Insecta, Hymenoptera, Formicidae. The coding region runs from base 642 to 1172 and encodes 176 amino acids. The record is from RefSeq and is a predicted model, not a curated record.
GCGGAAGUGCGCGGUGAUGUCAGAUGAUGCGUGUGAUUGAACGCGAAAUCAAUAUCGACACGAUAGAAGUGCAGCGACAUUAAGCCCCUGUGUUAUGAAUUACAUAGUGCUUUGAAACAACCAGAAACGAUCGAGUCAUACGUGAAGACGCGACUGGAUGAUUUGAACUACGUGAAAUCCGUAGCAAAAAUUUCAUAGAUACAUCGAGAACGUAAAAUUUCUUCAUUGAAGAAAAAUGUGAAGUAUUUGAUUAAUUGAAAUAUUUUCUUCAUAAAGCAACGUGUAAGUUUACAUAGUGCUUUUUAACAAUUAUUUUUAAAAUUAUUAUUAUUACUUGGAAAUUAUUAUAACUUGUAAUUUUAUAGCAAUUACAAAAAAAUAAAUUUAAAAGGAAUAAAAUAAGUUAUAAAUCAUACUUUGAUUGCAAACGUGAAAAUCGUUUCCUAUAUGGGCAGUAAUAUAAAAUAAUGUAAAGUAGUUUUUCUUUCAUGUGAAGUAGAGAAAGCUGUACGCGUGACGGAAGGAAGAAGUGCUCACGCACAAUAGCGGAAGUUAAUUUCAACGACCAUGUUAAUCACUCAGUCUACUUAGUUACACAAUGCUUUUACAAUAAUUAACAAAUCCCUUAGAUUCGCUACAUAAUGCAAUUGCCACGGACGUUUUCGCUCUUUGGUUGCUGCUUUCUGGUAUCGACACUUGUGACAGUAGCCGGUCAAAACGAGCCAAUCUUCGAACUCCCGGUGCAGUUGAUCGGUUUUCCGAUAAUUAUAGCAAGUGUAAGAAUCACCAACUUCCUCAAGAAGCUCGCUUAUGCUUUAAAUCCAGAUACUUAUGUCAGUCGAGUGAAACGAGCACAUCCUUUGAUACACGAGGAAGAGAUCUUAGAUGUUGACCAAGUCGAAAAGAAGCUAGUAGCUGAGCUCGGAAAUAACGUUUGCAUUUACGAGAGAAUUUGUGUCAAGUACGCGGAACAAACCCUUCAAAGAAGAAGUUGGGAACGUGUUCUUAAUUGGAACGAGAUAUUCAGGGAAUACAAGUCGUCGUCCGACCCGAUGAAAGAGAAUUACUUGCUAAGCGUCUUUAUGGGCGACAUUAUCGGCAGUCCGAAGCUAUGUCAUUUAUUGGCGAAGAGAGGAAGAGCCUGCGAUAUUAAUGCCACUACGUCAGAUUAACUAAAAGCUUGACGCGUAGUACUUGAAUCUUUUUUUGUUAAGUCAUAAACAUCUCAAUGCCAUAAACUUACUCAUGAUAAAUUAUAAUCUGUUUGUAUGCAAAAUGUCGAGGCAUGUGUUUGUAUAAUCAUACUUUAUAUUGAUUGUAUAAAAGAUGCAGUUUUCUUUUUAUUAUUAAUUAUUAUUUUUAUUAUUGUUCGUGUGUACUGAUUUAUAUCAAACUAUAAUUUGUUUUUAAUAAAAAAUACAAAUGUAAUGUAAUGUAAUGUACAAAUGUAUAAUUUUAAUAUUUUAAUUACGAAUUUAAUUACAUUUCUUUUUUACUUUAUUUCGUAUAAUUUCGUUUUAAUUCGCUAUAUAUGUCCGUGACAUAAAUAGUUUUUAUCGAUGACACGUGAACUUUCCACUGUCAUGCAAAAAUAAAUCGUUUGACAUUUAAGGAAUCAUACACAAACCCACUAAUUUUCGAAGAAACUCUUGCAAAAAUUGCGCAUUUCAUGCUAGGUUCUUCAACCAAACGUUCACUCAUGAACAUACACAAAUAUAAAACGCAGGUAUGGAGUGAGAGUUGCUUACAGUGACGCGUUACUACCCACGUCUUUCCAACCAAGCGGUUGAUCGGAGAAUCGGUCUCGAAGAAAGUUUCAGUUGGCGCAAAACCUAGAGAGGCGACGCGGUCGUUUGCAUUAAGCAACAAAAUUAACAGUUUAGUGUAAAUUUGUGCAAAUUUUAUUGUAAAUAAAAAAAUCAAAAUAAAUCAAAAUUCGUAACAGAACCA